Molecule: messenger RNA, 237 nt
Organism: Ilex paraguariensis (yerba mate)
Lineage: Eukaryota; Viridiplantae; Streptophyta; Magnoliopsida; Aquifoliales; Aquifoliaceae
Source: the annotation of a GenBank genome assembly
AUGAGGGCGGGAAAGGAAGAGACAGAGGGGUGGGAUCCAACUUUUGGAAAGGCUAUUCCUGAACUGAUUCCACUUGACAGCAACACAAUGUUGAGAACAAAGAAAGUUGCAACAUCAUUACGCAAAUUUGAUCUCAAGAAUCAGCCCCAGCAUCUGCUAAAGCACCAGCGGCUGCAGAACUAUGUUCUUCCAAAAGUUUCAUUUGGCGUUCUGCAUGUUCUCUUUCACAGGCGCUAA